This is a messenger RNA of Stylophora pistillata, 1104 nucleotides long. Its product is annotated as chitinase domain-containing protein 1. Gene Ontology annotation, molecular function: chitin binding; oligosaccharide binding. Gene Ontology annotation, biological process: carbohydrate metabolic process. The record is from RefSeq and is a predicted model, not a curated record. Gene Ontology annotation, cellular component: endomembrane system. Lineage: Eukaryota; Metazoa; Cnidaria; Anthozoa; Scleractinia; Pocilloporidae.
AUAAUUUCAUGCACCGGGAACCCAAACAACUUUUAAUAAUGCAACUGUCUCCAUCUUAGCCUCGGCAUCUGCUAUUAGCUAACGGAUUGUUAUCGUUUUGAAUUAAUCUCACGGCGAAAAUGCAAAGGGUAUUAUUGGGUAUUAUCCUUUGCGUAUUUACAGGUUGUUGGAUAACGAACGUAUCGCACGUGGCCGGAACACUUUCGAAAAAAGACAAGAAAAGUAAGAAAGGCUCCGAGGCGAGCAGAGCGGGACGUCCAAAUACUAAUGUCACAGCUAGAGGAUUAGUAGUGGAAAAUCCCAAAACAAGAGAUAUCAUCAAAUUCCACAGCUCAUAUUACAAAAAUGUCUCAGAAAUAAACUUUAGUGGAGAUGUCCUGGUAUACGUCACACCGUGGAAUUCUCAUGGGUAUGACGUAGCAAAAAUAUUUAGCCCCAAAUUUACUUAUGUGUCACCAGUUUGGCUACAAGUCAAGAGAAGGAAAACUGGCACCUUUGUUGUUGAAGGAGGCCAUGACAUUGAUCAAGGUUGGAUUUCAGAUGUUAAAAAAGGAGGAAAUCAUGUAAAGAUAGGGAAAUCAUUUUGAUGGUCUUACACUAGAGGUGUGGAGUCAGUAUACUGGUGACACAAAAGAGGACUUGUAUCUUUUGGUCAGUAAAAUGGCUGACUCUCUUCACAAAGAAAAGCUCAAGAUAAUUUUGGUCAUUCCUCCUCCUUUCUAUGCCGGCAAGAAGCCAGGAUCGUUUGACAAAAAUGACUUAGAAUUAUUAGCACCAGUCCUGGAUGGCUUCAGUUUGAUGACUUAUGAUUAUUCCUCUCAAGGGAGACCGGGUCCCAAUGCCCCUUUGCAGUGGAUGAAGGAUUGUGUCCUAACGUUGAGUCCGGAAAAAGGGAAGCAUCGGUCAAAAAUUCUCAUGGGCCUCAAUUUCUACGGCCAGGAAUUCGCUGCAACAGGAAGUGGACCUAUCUUAGGAUCAAGAUACAUUGAAGUGUUAACAAAACACAAAACGGAAAAACUUAACUGGGAGGAGGGUGUGGCAGAGCAUUCUUUUGCUUUCGCUGCUGCUGGAACCCAACAUUCUAUGUUUUACCCAACGCUUAAG